Molecule: messenger RNA, 3285 nt
Organism: Pundamilia nyererei
Lineage: Eukaryota; Metazoa; Chordata; Actinopteri; Cichliformes; Cichlidae
Product: G protein-activated inward rectifier potassium channel 1-like
Exons: 3
Coding region: 468-2027 (519 amino acids)
Biological process (GO): regulation of monoatomic ion transmembrane transport; potassium ion import across plasma membrane
Cellular component (GO): plasma membrane
Molecular function (GO): G-protein activated inward rectifier potassium channel activity
Source: RefSeq, a predicted model, not a curated record
UUUAAUUUGAAGUCACUCCUACCAGGACGUAUUUCCUCGGGCACAAGCGCGCGCUGGAGCCUGCCGUCUUAUUAACGCACAGGUUUACUGACACAGCACUGGAUCUACAAAGGACCCAAGGACACAGACUUUUGAAUUUAGUUAGCCUGAUUAAAAGCAGCUAACACUGACAUAAUUUUUGUACGGCUCCCUAAACGGAUGGUAUAGUAAUAAAAAAAGAAAAAAAGUUAUCACUUGGGACCGAAAAAGGGACCGAGUAUGAAUGAUGUAUUGCGCAGAAUCUCGGCUCAUUUAGCCUACGAUUAAUUUACCGGAGAGAAGCGCAUCUCCAUCUCGUGGGAUGCGAGCGGGGCAUGUCUUGGCUGAAUGCUGUUGCACGGUUUUGGUUAGACUGUGCCAAACUUGCGCAAAGAGCCCGAUUCUGCACAAGAACUGAUCGUUGCCAGUAAGGUGACCGAAAGCACACAAUGUCAGCCAUACGGCGGAAAUUUGGCGAGGACUACCAGGUUGUAAACACCAACCGGAUCAUGACUUUUUCCGCGCCGGUUAAGAAAAAGAGGCAGCGAUUUGUAGAGAAGAACGGCCGCUGCAAUGUCCAGCACGGUAACCUUGGGAGUGAAACCAGCAGGUACAUCUCUGAUCUAUUCACCACGCUGGUGGAUCUAAAGUGGCGCUGGAACCUGCUCAUCUUCAUCCUCACGUACACGGUGGCGUGGCUGGUCAUGGCUUCGAUGUGGUGGGUCAUCGCUUACAUCCGCGGAGACCUGAGCUACGGCGGCCACAACUCGUCCUACACCCCGUGCGUCGCCAACGUCUACAACUUUCCCUCUGCGUUCUUGUUCUUCAUCGAGACCGAGGCGACCAUCGGCUACGGCCACCGGUACAUCACGGAAAAGUGUCCUGAGGGUAUCAUCCUCUUCCUCUUCCAGUCGCUGCUGGGCUCCAUCGUGGACGCUUUCCUGAUUGGCUGCAUGUUCAUCAAGAUGUCGCAGCCCAAGAAGCGCGCGGAGACGCUGAUGUUCAGCCAGGACGCGGUCAUUUCGCAGCGGGACGGGAAGUUAUGCCUCAUGUUCCGAGUGGGAAACCUGCGAAACAGCCACAUGGUGUCCGCUCAGAUCAGGUGCAAACUCAUAAAGUCUCGGCAGACCCCAGAGGGCGAGUUCCUGCCUCUGGAUCAGUGUGAACUGGAUGUAGGUUUCGGGACGGGGGCGGAUCAGCUCUUCCUAGUGUCACCUUUGACUAUCUGCCAUGAGAUCAACAGCAACAGCCCGUUCUUCGACCUGUCACAGCGCUCGCUCAUGAACGAUCAGUUUGAGAUUGUUGUCAUUCUGGAGGGCAUUGUGGAGACCACUGGUAUGACAUGCCAGGCAAGGACAUCUUACACUGAAGAUGAAGUCUUGUGGGGUCAUCGCUUCCUCCCUGUCAUGUCUCUUGAAGAGGGCUUCUUCAGAGUCGAUUACUCCCAGUUCCACAACACCUUUGAAGUCCCCACACCUCCCUACAGUGUCAAAGAGCAGGAGGAGAAGUCCUCCCUGACGUCACCCAACCCCCUGCCUGUUGCGCCUACUCCCCCUUCGCCUCUGCUGAAGAACAGCAGCCGAGUAGGCCGCAGGGAGAGGCUCCUGUCAGCUGACAAUGCAGACCAUGUAGACGAUCAAGUCUCCAGGCUGCCCAGCAAACUCCAGCGCAUGAGCUCCAGCAGGGAGGAGCAUCUCUGGAGGGGGCUGAAGACUGGGUCAGCCUUGCCUGGGGGGAAGGCCUCCAGCACAGGAGAUCUGCCGCUUAGUAUUCAGAGGCUGAGGUCCAGCUCCAUCCCUGUAGUGAGGCAAGGACAUCCGGAGGAGCAGGUCCAGCUGUUGUCUUUGGAUGGAGAAGCUGAGGAGAGUGAGCUGGAGAAGCACAGAUUGCCCACAGCCAUUAGCACCAUUGCUGCUCCAACCCCAGCACCAGUCCAGAUCUCCUUGGUAGGGAGUCGGCCAGAGGACAACCUGCCUCCCAAACUGCGCAGAAUGAAUGCUGACCGCUGACAUCUGCAAACUACCUUCAGGACUAAAACUAAUUUGAAAAAUUUAUCAGGCUUGAUGGGCAUUGCAUAUAAGUAAAGUCUACUGUGAUCUAGUUUUGUUUUGUUUUUUGUAAUUUCUGCAGAUUCUCUCCAGUUUUCAGUAUUUCUUAUCAGGCUCUUUACUAAGUUGUCCAUUGCCACAAAUAGAAGGACAACACCAAUAAGCCAUCCAUCCGCUCAUACUGUGACUCAGUUUUGAUAUAUCACCAUCUGUGCCCCCCACUGACUUUUAACAUUUAUGUCCUUGUGCUUGUUCCUUUCAUUUCUUUUCCCAGAAGUUGCAUCAAAGACUUUCUUAUGGCCUCAAACUGCUGUAUCCACUUUUUUAAAUUGAACAAGCACCAAAGUGGCAGUUAUAAAUCAGACUGAUCAUUUGCUAAACCAGCUCCCUUAAAACAGUGACUGUCCAGUGGCUUCUUAGCAAAGAUAACCAGGCACGGCAAGUCUGUCAAGCUUUGGAUUCACUUAUUAUUCUUGAUUUCUCAUAUAAUAAGUGUGCAGUGGUGUUUAAAUUAAGCCUUUACCAAACAUAAAACAAUGUGCAAAAGGAUAAGAAAGUGUUUUAGAGGUUUGCUCAUUUGUAUCAAUGUAAAAUUUAUCUGUAGCAGAUGCUGUUUGCUACGGGACAACCUACUGUAGUAGUCAAAUAGUACCUAAUCUCUAAAAACAGAUUUUGCAUAUGAAUAUGUACAAUCUGUAGGCAAGACACAACAUUUCUGUACCAGGCACACUCUGGUUUCUUUUUGUAGUCUUUUUGUAGUCCAGGUGCACUUUACUAGCAAUGCGCCGAUAUGAUAUUUGGAUCAGAUUUUGGUCCGAGCCUAAUUGUAAAGGCUGGAUUGGAUAUUGUUUAAAACGAGAUGAUCUAUGACCAAUCUAUUCAUUUUUACUGUAUUUGAUUCACUCAGCAGCAACAGUGGUUGCUAUUGGCCAAGCUAACAAAGUACUAAGUAAGCUAACAGCAAAGCAGCAGUUGAUGCUUUCUCUUUCUUGGUCCUUCACUUGUUUGGAAGCUUUUAUUACUCUUUAUUACACUCUUGGUUACAUAAUGUGCUUGUGCCAGCUCAACUUCACACCAAUAUAUUGAGGAGCAGUAAAAGCAGGUGAACUCGGAUUGAGAGGAAGUAAAGGAGAAACUUGCAUGACUGUCAAUGAAAGCAGUGUGCAGUAGGCUUGCACUGAGCUCGGACUAAUGCAAAUAAAUUAGAUAAAUAAUGAAA